AUGAUACCUCUCAUUUUCAUUCUUCAGAUGCUGCUUUGUUCCCUCAAACUGGCCGACGACAUAACGUUCAUCCUUGCUGUUCUUCUGUGGCUUAUAUUUGGCGGUCACCAAUGGCUCGUAGUAUCAUCUUGGCUACAACCUCCGGUGCAGUGCGCACAAGCACAACUGGUAGAUGAGAAAUCCGAGAAGCAAUUCGUACUGGCUGAAACGUCUCAACAACACUGCACCGUCGACGCCGCAUCUUUCGUUCCCCUGAGUUGCUCUCCCAUUGUCAUUCUUAGCAUUGCUCCUCGUGGUUCUGAUGGGGAAAAAACCGUAUGGCGCCGCUCCGCUGUCGCUAAUGUUAUUGAUGACACAGCUGCUGCAAGUCAUGCAGUCACAGCUACGUCUGACCUUACAGGUCCCAAGUCUGCAUUGCUUGAGCGCAACGAUAGGGUCGAGCAUGACGGGUCUGCUGCCUCAGAUGAAUGUCACUCCAUUGUCUUUGUCGACACGACUCUUAAAAACCACUUGAAGCUACGCACAGCUGAGGACCCAGUAGCUAGCUCUUCAUCUUUGGGUCAGACGGCUAUUACGGAGCCCAUGAAUGAAACUGCCCAUGGGACGACACGGACUGCCACGAGCGUUUGUGUCAACAUUUUAGCUGCGACCAUUCAAGAGCACGCGCAUGCUAUCAGUAUACUCACCAAUCUGCACAACGUUGUUCAAGUUCAGGGUAGUACUGCUUGCAAAACUACAUCUGAUAUCCCAUCUGGGUCUGAGGGUGGUCUGAUGCCAACUACAUCCGAAUUUCCGGGUGGUAGCUCUACGCGCCCUAGCUCUGAGGAUGGUGGUGUCGUGAUAGAUGAGCGUCUUGGGGACGACGACGACGACAACCACGUUGUGAACAUCGGUACGGUAGAAGGCCAAGCCGAUCUUGAACUGUGCCUCAAGCAUCACACGAUAGUCAGCCCUGUUGAGGUGGCUCGUUUGAUGGAAGCACAUGACAAUCCCACAUUCUGCGAAGGAAGAUUGGACAAUGUACGGCGAGAGGCUCUAUAUCGACGAUACCGAAGUGUUAGGGACUUCUACAAUCAGGAUGAGACAGCAUCAGAUUUCACUGGCCUGGCGUCAUGGCCCGACCGAUCUGUUUCUGGAGACGAGAAAGACAUCUAUGGUAUGCUCGGGCAGGGUUGGCAUUACCUCUCGUCUCAGAUGCAGCAGUACAUUGUCAACAAUGGUUUUCGAGAACUAAUCAGGAUUCGUGAUGGCAUCACAGGGUUGAAUUUAUUUUCAACUCAACUGGAGCUAGCGUGGCACAGAAACAACCCUUUGAUGAUGAAUGGGGGCUUGCCACAAGUUACUGAUAUCAAGGACGUCUACAUCUGUCAGAUAUCCAAGACUCGUAGCCACCGAACACCCUAUUCCACUAGUUCUAGAGCGUGCAGCGGCUUUAGUUUGAACCAUAGACAAUAUUUGACGGAUGAGCAAGAAGUGCUAAUCAAUCAGGGCUCCGUCGAAUACAUUGAAGAGACUGCAAACGCUAAGAUCUCAGGAAGGCUUCAAGAUCUUCGAGCUAGCUCCAGGCAUGGACAGGCGCAGCUCGACAAUCCAGUACUGGGGUGGCUUGAUGGCAUGGAACGCGUUGAGCAGUUCGAUGCCAACGAUUGUUUGCCAUGCAACUGUGGUAGAAAGGCCAUGCACGACCAGCUUCGGUUUCGGUACACGGCUGAGCCGGGUUAUAAUCCUAGCCAGUAUGCUUAUGCCGCACCCGAGCCUGGCUUUCUCCUGGACGAAGCGCUCGAGCUAGAUCGCAGAAAAAAGAUGCUAGAUGCCAGCUACUAUGGUCCUGCAGUGGGAUUCCCACGGAGCCAGUCUGUGGCUCAGAUCUGCGACCUCCACGCGAUCCCAUCUAACAACCUCUGGAUUCUGGUCGAUGAUUGCGUUGAAGACGCUAACAAAUGUCUUUCUGAUGCAACCGGGGACUUGCCUGUGCCUGGCUUCGUCAAUCUCCAGAGGUAUCCGCAUGGCUUCCGCAUUCCUCGUGGGUUUUUGGAGGUUGAGCGUGAUGAGCUUCCCCCUCGCUGCAAGCACGGCUACUUGCAUCCACCUUUCGCUGACCACUGCAACCGUUGCUUUCCCAACGGCGAGCACGAAAAUUGUCCAGAGUGCGAUACACACGGCGUGGCGCGCGAAAUUGAGCGCGAUCCAAGCAUGGAGGCCGAGUAUGAGAUUGCGUGGGAACAAUAUGAUCAGGGACAGCUGACACUUGCUAGCAAGGCAAUUGUUGAGUGA
Molecule: messenger RNA, 2274 nt
Organism: Ascochyta rabiei
Lineage: Eukaryota; Fungi; Ascomycota; Dothideomycetes; Pleosporales; Didymellaceae
Exons: 3
Coding region: 1-2274 (757 amino acids)
Source: RefSeq, a predicted model, not a curated record